UUCCAUUCUAACCGCGCAUGUGCGGCUCCGGGAGCGCGCAGCGAUCGGUGCUGUCACACUGACAGCUCCAGUGCCACCUGUCAGUGUCCAUCAGUGCCAGCUGUCAGUGCUCAUCCAUGCCACCUUCCAGUGCCCAUCAGUGCCACAUUUCAGUGCCUACCAGUGCACAUCAAUGCCACAUAUCAGUGCCCAUCUGAGCUGCAUUUCAGUGUCACUCAUCAGUGCCAGUCAGUGACACCUAUCAAUGCCAGUCAGUGCCACCUAUCAGUGCUGCCAAUCAGUGCCACCUAUCAGUACCAGUCAGUGCCGCCUAUCAGUGUGCAUCAGUGCCGCUUAUCAGUGCCCGUCAGUGCUGCCUAUCAGUGCCGCCUAACAGUGCCAGUCAGUGCUGCCUAUCAGUGCCAUAUAUGAG
Staurois parvus is the source of this 412-nucleotide messenger RNA. The record is from the annotation of a GenBank genome assembly. Lineage: Eukaryota; Metazoa; Chordata; Amphibia; Anura; Ranidae.